This is a messenger RNA of Miscanthus lutarioriparius, 522 nucleotides long. Lineage: Eukaryota; Viridiplantae; Streptophyta; Magnoliopsida; Poales; Poaceae. The record is from the annotation of a GenBank genome assembly.
AUGGUUUAUCACUCUAGUUUCGUUGAUGAUGGGAUCAGAAAAGCUUGCAGCUGUCCUUUGCUUCCACUAAAAACUCAUAUUAAGGGCCCAGCACCAGCCUCUGACCCUGAUAAAGCGGACAUUGUUGAUGAAGCCAUAACUUUCUUUCGAGCCAAUGUGUUCUUCAAAAAUUUCCAUGUGAAAAGCUCAGCAGACAAGUUAUUGAUCUAUCUGACGUUUUAUAUCAAUAUUGCCUUAAAAAGACUAGAAGGUUGCCGGACACUAGCUGUUGGGACUAAGGCAAUCAUUAAUCUGGGAUUGGAGAAAGUUCCUGUACCUGGGGAACCAGGGUUUCCUUUCCCUGGACUUUUCACUCUUCCCCAGUCCCAGGAGGAAGCAGAAUUGUUGAGGAAUUAUUUGAAGCAGAUAAGGGAGGAAACAAGUGGAAGAUUGCUCAACUGUGCAUACAGAGCUAAUGGCUUUCCUAACAAAUGGUGGUUGGCUUUUGCUAAGAGGAAGUUCAUGAACAUUGUCAUCCUUUAG